UAUGUCAUCUCCAUGGAGGAUGUAGAAGCCUCUUUGAGAAACCUGAAGGUUUCUGUCGAGAAACUGCUGGCUGAUCUCACUGUUUACAUCCAAAACUUUGCUGGUAUGGUGAAGGACAUUUUUGCUAGUGGCACCCUCCCAGACACCCUCAUUCAGAAGACCCAGCAACUGCUUAAUGCCAUUAAUGAGGAGUAUGACAUAAAGGCUAUUGUUAUCUAUGUAAUUGAUACCAUGAGGGAGAUGAUCCAACAGAUUGACCUGGAAAAGCUGAAGGGCAGCAGCAUCUCAUUCCUUCAUGAUAUUGAUGCAAAGUAUGAAAUCGUGGCUAAACUACAGACAAUCAUGACUGAGUUGAAAGAAACGAUUGAGACCGUUGACAUGCAGGCAUUUGCUGCUGAGCUGAAGAGGUACAUUUUAUCCAUCAACUUUAAAGCUCAUAUUGAGGAAUUACUGAGUCAGAUUCCCACAGAAAUGUUCAGUGAUAUAACAAAUUAUAUUGAGGAAUUUAUUCAGGACUUUGACAUCCUCCGUAAGAUCAACACAUUCUAUGCCAAGAUCAGAGAAUUGAUUGUAAAGUUUGAGGCUGAUAGAAAGGUUCAAGCUGCCUUGGAAAAGGUUGUGGAGCUUAUCAAGAAGUUCAGAAUUGAGGAAACCAUCAGUGUCUUUGCCGAGAUGGUAAAGGACAUCCCGACCACAUUCAUGCAGGUAUUCGAUAGUGCUAUCAUCUACUUGAAAACAACUGAUGUUAAGGAUAUAAUUCAAGGGCUGAAAAUGUGCAUUGAAAUUGUUGUGCAGACACUGAAUUCAUUGGACUACAAUUCCUUUGUUGAGAAUGCCAAUCAAAUUAUUGCUUGGUACACAGUUUAUGUGAAUGAGCUAAUCAGGGCUCUUGAAAUACCCCAGAAAGUUGAGGCAACAAUAGAUUUUAUCAACCAUGUCUUAUCUCUUGGUAGAGUCUUUAUGGAACACCUGAGAGAAAUCAAAGUUGCACAAUCUGUAACGGUUGUGUUUGAUAACCUUAAAGAAUUUGCUGAAUUUAUAAAACAAAAAAUUACAAACUUUGAUGCCAAAGCUGAGAUUACCUCUUAUCUGGCCUUUGUGAGUAAAUACUACACAAGAGUCAUAACUAUCAUCACAGAUACGUUCACUAAUGUGUUUGAAAUGAUUAAGAAAGUGGCACCUGAGCAAAAAAUCAUCAGCGAGAUUCAACAAAUCAUUUUUGGACUCACUGCUGAACUCAGGAAAGCUGAGUUAAACACGCCUUCCUUCAUCAUUCCUUUCACUGAUCUUGUUGUGCCUUCAAUGAAGUUCUGUAUGGAUAAGCUUGAACAGUUUGAGAUCCCAACACAGCUGGACAUUCCUGAGUUCACAAUCCUGAGCUUCCACACUGUAAAAGCCACCACAAUUUCCUUUGAUGACAUCAAGCAGAGAAUCAUUGAAGUUAUUAAUUUCUUUAUAAACUUUGGGAACAAAAUGCGUGAUGUAGAUGCCAUCUUUGAAGACCUGACUUUGAACUACUUUCCUUCAAUGCCUGAGAUAACCCUCCCAGAAAUCACUCUUCCUGAGGUUUCAUUCCCUACAAUCCCACAAGUCCCUGCAGAAAAGCUUGUUAAGUCUCUUCAGGUUCCUAAGAUCAAGCUGCCAACCAUUCCAAGUGAGAUCAUGGUCCCAUGCUUUGGUAAACUCUAUGGUGAGAUCAAAUUCCAUAGUCCCAUCUACACCGUCAAGACGUCUGCUGAGUUCCAGAACUCCACUCAGGAUGAAAUUAAUCCUAUAUUCACUGGAGUCCUUAAUUCCGAGGCCACAUCUUCAAGUUUUGAAAUUCUCAAUUACAAACUUGACUCCACUGCUCGUAUUGCAAUCCCAAAAAUGAGCCGUGUUGUAUUUGCAGAGACUCUUAAAUUUAACCAUCUUGCUCUUGGAGUUGAACAUCAGGCAUCUGUAACUCUCUAUGGCCCAUCAGCCAUGGCCCAAGUCAAAACUACAAUUAAGGUUACCACUACACCGUACAGAGCUGACUUCACGAAGAUAGCCUUUAUUGGUAUAGAAGAAGGAAUGUCUGCCUCUCUCGAUACAGCUUAUACUCAUGUUCUGGACCUCCCAAGUGUUGAUGUCAAAAGUGAGGUUACUUUAACCCAGAAAGCAACUGUUCGUCAAGAUGGCUUCACCCUCACUCUAGCAGCUGACCAUUCAGCCACUGGCAAGUUUAAUGAUGAUGAUGGCAACCACAAGAGCAACUUGAAAAUGUCCCUCUCUCCAAGCACUUUCACUCUAACUUGCUCUGGUGAUACAGACUCUACCAUCUUAAAGAUGAAACAGCAUAUUACUGCUGAAUCUGGCACCUUCUCAUACAUCAAGUUUAAUGUCCGCAAUGAGGCAGAGUCAUCAGUCAUUAAGAACAGUACUUUUGUGGCAUCUGGACAAGGCAACCUUUAUGAUUUGAAGGUUGAGCUGAAAGCAACCCAUCACACAGAACUGUCUGGUACGGUCACUGGAGUCCUGUCCAAUGAACUCAACCUUGUAGCCCGUCCUUUUGAAUUUCUCUUUGAAUUCCAAAACAAAGGAAAUGCCAAGGUCAACAUUUUUAACGAGUUGUCUGCUAAGAUAGAUCUGCAGAAUGAUUACUCAGCCAUCUUCAAACCCGACAGCCAACAGUUAAACACCUUAGCUCUGGCCCGUCUUAAUCAGUACAAAAUGUUCUACAACUUCACUGUUGACAAUAAUGAAAAUGAGGCUGGCAUCUUUGUUGACAUGGAAAGUGAGGCCAAUCUUGACUUCCUUACAUUCCCCAUCAGCAUUCCUGAGAUUGACCUGCCUUUUGUUGAUAUCCGUACUCCAGCUAUCAGUGACCUGAACUUGUAUGAGCAGACUGGACUGAAUAACAUUUUGACGACCACUGAGCAGACUGUGGAUGUGGAUGCCAAAGUUGUUUACCAGAAAAGCCAGGCUGGCCCUGUUGUUGAUAUGAUGGGUCUGAUCCAGAUUCCCCCUGUGGGUAAUCUGAUCACAGAGCUAUCUUUCAAAUCUGCCAUCAUUAAUCUGAAUGUCAAUGCUGGACUGUAUGCUGAGGAUGAUCUCGUGUUCCGUCUGGGAGCUUCCACAGCCUCUGUGUUUGAGGGUCUAAAAGCCAAACUUGAUGGCACCACCAGUCUGACCACCAAGAGAGGAAUCAAGUUGGCCAAUUCCCUGUCCCUUGAAAAUCGUCACAUUGAAGGCACUCAUAACAGUACAGUCAGUUUGAGUACUGAGACUUUUGAAAGUGCUGUAUCUGUGGCUACUUUUGCAAAGAUUGCCUUGCCUAUUCUCAACCUGGAGGCAAACCAAAAUCUGGUUGCAGACACCAAAAGCAAACUAAACGCUGUCUCCACCCUGAAGAUGACAGGGGAUAUCAACAUCCCCGUGAUCAAGGCUGUUGGAAAGGCUGAGACAGACCAAAGUCUGAAGCUGGAGGGAACCCUUGACUAUGUUUCCUUGGAGUCAUCUACAAAGGCAAACAUGGAUGGAACAGUGCUUGAUGACUAUCUAGUUUUGGGAGUCCUGGAUAAUGACGUGAAUCUGUAUCUGAACAAUAAUGGCCUACGCUCCACCUCCAAAAUGAUUGCUGAUGCCAAGGUUAACCACGGCACCACCAAAAUCAUUGGCCUGGAUGUAAAUGAGAAUCUUGCUGUUGAAGCCUCCCUGAGCCGUGUGUAUGCAGUGCUGAAGUAUACUAGCAACAACGAAGCAAACUUCUUUAAUUUCAACACCAAUGGGAAGCACAUUGCCCAGGCUGCAAUUGAUAUUGCACCAACCUUUUCCUUUACUGCUGAUGUUGAAAUAGAUAUAUCUCAGCCAAGCAGCCUGGGUGACUUCACCAUCUAUAAGAAAGCUGCUGCUGAAGUGACAGCUGCCAAGCAGAAGUUCUCUAACAAUGUAAAGUUUGUCAGCCCACUGUACACCACAAACCUGGCAGCUGAAGCAGAGGGCAUUGCUCCUGUCUUCACAUUCACCUCAAAGUCCUCUGCCACCUCUGUCAUUGUGCUCUUGGAAUAUGACAUGGAUGCUUCUUUUACUGCAAACUUUGAGAAUGAAGCUGUGAACAUGAUUACCAAGGUUGACCUAACACAUGCUGACCUGAGCUUGGAUGUCAACCAUGUCAUUACCCAAGCCCUGAGGAGAAAGCGCCAGGCUGAUGACAGUGCCUCUCGCCACACCUUGAAUGUGGACAUCACCAGUCCUACAUUCACUGAUGUGAACCUUCGUUAUGCUGCUCGCAGAGAUGCUAUCAGUGCCUCAGUGUCUACCCCCUCCAGUGGCUUCCUGGGCCUUCAGUUCAGUGGCAAAGUCCCAUCUCAGAUGAUUGCAAGGGUCUAUGGUCGUUAUCCUUCUGCCCCAGAGGUUGAUGUUGACAUCUUGGUCAUCAGAUCAUCUUCUAAGGAUGCUGAUAAGAUGAACCUGCAGAUUGCCUACAACAUGGAGGCACCCAAAGAAAUGCUCUAUGAACUCAAGACAAGACUCCCUUCUAUCAUCUCUACAGUCACAAUGUUUGCUGACAAGUACCAGAUCACAAGGAACAUGGAAGAGUUGAAAAACACUUUUGUUAACCACAUUAGUGAGGCCUAUGAUGCUGCAAUCAACUAUGACGCUCGACUGACCGAGCUGUCAAUCUUCUUCAGGAACAUCAUUGUCCAGUACCAGAAAACUGUCCAGGUCUUUCUGGAUGCUGUCAUCAAGGGCUUGAGGGAGACCCAGUUCAAACUGCCAAACUCUGAUGAGAUGACCACUCUCCCUGAGGUCCUAAAGAAGCUGACCAGCAGCAUUGCUGCUGUGCUAGAGAUGACCCUCCAGAGAAUCUAUGAAAACACAGAGGUCUACUAUAACUCCUUUCUUGAGAACAUCAACAGUGUAAAAUUAAAUAUGCCAGUCGGCGAUGCAAUCACAGUAGGCCAGAUUUUGGAUCAGGUCAAAACAGCUUUCAAGAAAAUCUUUGAUGAACUGGUGGACUUUGUGAAAAAUAUGGAGAGUCUUGACACAAUGCUGGUGAAAAUGGGUGAGACCCUUAAGGCUGUUGUUGAGAAAUCUCAGGAGUUUGUUGAUUCUGUCAAUUCUGACUAUUUAGAUGCAGUGUUCAUCAACAUCAAUGAGCUCUAUCGUAAAUUAAUCACAGUCACAAAGAACGUUGUUGAACAGAUCUCUGCCCUAAAUAUGGAGCAGCUCAGCAAUGCAUAUGAAUUCAUUAUAGACAUGUUCAUUCAAAUAGUUGACCAGUUCAAUAUCACUGUUCAUGGUUUGCUGCAGCAAGCUUCAGAGGAGGCUCAAGCCUACAUGAAAGUUAGUGAUGGAAGGCUUGAGAUUGACCUUCCAUUUCCCUUCCAACAGUGAGGAACCCUCAAACUGUGGCAAGUAUGGACAAUUAGCUCUUUAACCAUAUUUAUAAUAAUGAGUUUAACAAAAACACCUGUAACAUUUUAAUUUGGAUGGUGUAUUGUGUACAAAGAUUGAAAAUGUAAAGUUUUACUGAAACUCUCCUUCCUCAAAAGAGUGAAAGAUGUCAAUAAAAUACAUUUUAUUGAAAUCUGUAAAACUCUGAUUUCCUGCUUCACGACGUUCUUUGGAAUUCACAUCCAAAUUUUACAUAAAUGAGAAUAAAUCAAACUAUACACAAAAUGGUAUUGUUUAGUGUUACAGCACAGUUUGCAUUUAUUUACAGUGAUGAUUCAAGGAUGAGUUGGUGACUGAGGAUCUGAGAAACUGACUAAGUAGCUGAGAUAGUGAGGUCCCUAAAUGUUAUGAUGUGGAUGGAAAUUCUUGUACACUGUAUUCUUGAAUGUUUACAAAUGUGUACUUUUCUCAUCUAAAUAUGCAGUAGGUCAUGCAAGCCACAAUUUUCUAUAUCAGCAACUCAACCCCCAGACCAAUCCAUGCGACAUAACUGCAUUUUAAAAAUAAGUUUCACUAAACAUUAUAUAUAUAUAUAUAUAUAUAUGAAAAGAAACUGUCCAUGAAUUUUUGUACAAAAUUUAAAGGCAUCCUUUUCAAUCCAGUUGUUGGACUGACAGACCCAAAGACUGACCAAUCAACCGACUGAAAGACGUUGCCAUCCAGAGAGCCGCUGGCAUGGCUAAAAACAGGUGGUUACUGUAAAAAGUACAAAGUGUAAACAGUAUGAGUAGUCAGAGGAUUUACCUAGUAACAGCUUAUUAAAUGGUACAAACAUUAAAAGUUUUUUUCCCGAUGA
Molecule: messenger RNA, 6217 nt
Organism: Micropterus dolomieu (smallmouth bass)
Lineage: Eukaryota; Metazoa; Chordata; Actinopteri; Centrarchiformes; Centrarchidae
Product: apolipoprotein B-100-like
Exons: 5
Biological process (GO): cholesterol homeostasis; triglyceride mobilization; cholesterol transport
Cellular component (GO): very-low-density lipoprotein particle; low-density lipoprotein particle; mature chylomicron
Molecular function (GO): cholesterol transfer activity; low-density lipoprotein particle receptor binding
Source: RefSeq, a predicted model, not a curated record